Messenger RNA from Talaromyces proteolyticus, 1047 nucleotides. RefSeq lists its product as uncharacterized. The record is from RefSeq and is a predicted model, not a curated record. Gene Ontology annotation, cellular component: Golgi apparatus. Bases 1 to 1047 code for a protein of 348 amino acids. Gene Ontology annotation, molecular function: GDP-mannose transmembrane transporter activity; antiporter activity. The transcript has 4 exons. NCBI's taxonomy places the organism in Eukaryota, Fungi, Ascomycota, Eurotiomycetes, Eurotiales, Trichocomaceae. Gene Ontology annotation, biological process: transmembrane transport.
AUGAUGAACACUGUUUCAUUAACAAAUAAUUCUAUCCUUUCGGUUCUCGCUUACUGUGGAUCUUCAAUUUUAAUGACUGUGAUGAAUAAAUAUGUUUUGUCAGGUUCAAGUUUUAAUCUUAAUAUAUUUUUACUCUUUGUUCAGUCUACUAUUUGCAUUGUUGCCAUCCAAACCUGCAAAUCGACCGGGUUUAUUACUUACCAGGAAUUGAAUGCUGAAAAGGCAAAAAAAUGGUUUCCUGUUACGUUGCUUCUUAUUUGCAUGAUAUACACAGGUUCUAAAGCUCUGCAAUUUCUAUCCAUUCCUGUAUACACCAUAUUUAAGAACUUGAGCAUUAUUGCAACAGCUUAUGGCGAGGUUCGGUGGUUCGGUGGUUCAGUUAGCGGCUUAACCCUAAUCUCCUUUGGACUUAUGGUUCUAAGCUCCAUAGUAGCAGCAUGGGCCGACAUUACGCACACACUAGAUAGCAGUGACGACACUUUUGCCAAAGUCCCUGUUUUAAAUUCUGGUUACACUUGGGUGCUGAUAAACUGCAUCUGUACUUCUUUAUACGUUUUGGCUAAGCGAAAACGAAUCAAGUUGACCAAUUUUAGGGAUAUUGAUACUAUGUUUUAUGACAAUCUCUUGUCCAUUCCGGUUCUUCUCAGUCUCACAAUGGUCAUCGACGACUGGUCUAGUGAGAAUAUUAAUAAGAACUUUCCAUUGGCUGAACGCCAUGCUAUCAUUAUUGUUAUGGUCCUGUCUGGGCUUUCCUCGAUAUUGAUUUCGUACACUUCUGCCUGGUGUAUUCGAGCGACCUCGUCAACCACAUAUUCCAUGGUCGGUGCACUCAACAAGCUGCCCAUCGCCGUGUCUGGGUUAGUCUUCUUUGACGUGCCGGUCACAUAUCCCAGUAUUUCUGCUAUUGCUCUUGGUUUCAUUAGCGGCAUUCUUUACGCAGUCGCUAAGACUCAACAAAAUUCUCAGUCAGGAACCGGGGUUUUGCCAACAUCAAACCGUCAUAUCAGGGACAGCGGCGAGAAAACGAAAAACUCAAUACAGGUGUAA